AAAAUAAUGAGUGUGAAUAAAAAUCAACUAGUUAAAAAUGAAGUUGUAGCAAGUCUAUUAGUAGAAUAAUCAAAAGCUGUUGCUAAAUACGCUAUAAAAAAAAAAAGCCAAGUUUAUGGGAUAUCCUUCACAGUCUUUGUGGAUAAAGUACAAAAAACCUACUCCACAGAAUAUGGUUUAAAAACCAUUCAAGAUCUAAUCAAUCUUGUGAAUAAAACAAAAGUUGAAUAAACAAAAGGCUUAUAUCCUAAAGGCGAUUAACCAAAUUAACCCUAACCUUCCCCUAACUUUCUUGCUUUCGAAAGUCCUGAAAGUCAAAACAUGCUUAGCCACUCUAUUUUACUUAAAGACGUAAAAACUGUUUACAUGAGAGAUAUAUCCUCAGGUAACAAUUUAAAUUAAUCAUUAGAGAAUAUGGCCUAUAUCCAUGUUUUUGGGAAAAAAAAUGUUUGCACAUAUUAUAUCAAUAAGUCUCAAAUCACAGUAGACGAAGUAACAUAUGAUAUCUGAGAUUAGUUAAUUUAACAAUUUAAUUAAGACCCAGCUAACAAAAACUGCAUGAUCGAUGUAAAAACAGAUAAAUAUGGCAUCGGAAGUCGACUUGAACCAGGAAUGUAAAUAAAUGAAAACAUUAUGAAAUCCUAAGUCGGUAAUUAUGUCGAGGACGGAGAAGGAUUGAUUAGAAUAUUGCCAUAUUGAUCAUAUAUCAUAUUUUUAGUAUAAUGAC
Paramecium octaurelia is the source of this 727-nucleotide messenger RNA. Lineage: Eukaryota; Ciliophora; Oligohymenophorea; Peniculida; Parameciidae. The record is from the annotation of a GenBank genome assembly.